GUCGUUUUUAUGAGAGGUUCCCGCCUCACAGUGAACUGUUAUGGACUACAUCUCCCGUCAUGCUCUGCUGCGCUGACGUCUUCCGCAUCCGUGCCGAUUCCUGAGCCGCUCUCCGGAGUGACUCGCGUCUAAGUUGUCAUGGAUCCAGUCUGGAGGCAGCAGGGUCGAGGUCGGGGUCAGGGCAGAGGUCAGGUCACAGGUCACCCUCCUCCUGGAGCGGUGAGGUCGGAGGUCAGAGGGACGAGCGAGGUGAAAGUCUCGUCUCAGUCCAGGUUUGAGGAGAUCAGGAAGUCUGACCGAGCGGCCGCUCAGCGAUUGGCCACAGAGCCGUACAGCUCUUCCUCUGAGGAUGAGGAUGACGUCAGUGAAGAUGGAGGGAAGAGGGGGAAGAUCCUGCAGUCGGCUCUGUCUCCGUACACGUCUCACACAGGUGACGCUGAUGUCCGUCUUCUGGAGCAGACGCGCCAUUAUUUACAUGAAGUGUGUCAGUCUGGAGCAGUCACAUGUCUCAUCUGCAUCGCGUCUGUCAGGAGGACACAGGCCGUGUGGAGUUGCGUCGGCUGUUACUGUAUUUUCCACAUCAACUGCAUUCAGAAAUGGGCCAAAGACUCCAUCUUCCUGGUGUCCUCAGUGACCGACGAGGAUUUUGGCAAAAAAGAUCAUCCGUGGCCAUGUCCGAAGUGCAGGUAUGAAUACAGUCCUCAACAGACGCCCACACGAUAUUACUGUUACUGUGGGAAGGAGGCGGAGCCUGCACCAGACCCCUGGCUCCUCCCACAUUCCUGUGGACAGGUGUGUGGUCGUGAGUUUAAACCAUCAUGUGGGCAUCACUGCCUGCUGCUGUGCCAUCCAGGUCCAUGCCCCCCCUGCCCACAGAUGGUGAGUGUUUCGUGUCUGUGUGGGAAGUCAUCCCGUGUCCCGCGCCGCUGCAGCGCUAAAGCCUGGACCUGCACACAGAUCUGUGGACAGACGCUUCCGUGCCGAACACACACCUGUGCAAACACCUGUCACGCAGGCGAGUGCGCAGCGUGUCCGAGGGUCAGUCUGCAGGCGUGUGCGUGUGGCCGGCGGCGGGCGGAGCGACCGUGUGCCAGUCCGGAGUGGCACUGUGACCAGGUGUGCGGCCGCCCGCUGUCCUGUGGGAAUCACACGUGUGAGCGUGUGUGUCACGCAGGUGUGUGUGGAGGAUGUCCUCGCGCAGGAAAUCGCUCCUGCUCUUGCGGCAAGACAAAGAGUGUGUUGCCGUGUACGGUCGAUGUGCCCACCUGUGGAGACACCUGCGAGAAGAAACUGGACUGUGGUUUACACACCUGCUCAAUGCGCUGCCACAGAGGAGCCUGUGAGACCUGCCGACAGGAGGUAGAGAAGACGUGUCGCUGUGGCCGUUACAGCAAACUCUUGCCCUGUCAUAAAGAAUAUCUCUGUGAGUCCAAGUGCAACAAGACACGGACCUGCAAACGACACCAGUGCAAGAGAAAGUGUUGUCCAGGUAACUGCCCGCCGUGUGACAUGAGCUGCGGUCGAAUGCUGGGCUGCAGGAACCACAAAUGCCCGUCCGUGUGCCACCAAGGCAGCUGUUAUCCUUGUCCUGAGAUGGUUGAAGUUCGGUGUGAUUGCGGCUCUACCGUGAUCUCUGUGCCCUGUGGAAGAGAGAGAAGCACUAAACCGCCACGCUGUAAGGAGCUGUGCAGGAAGCCUUCGUCCUGUCAUCACUCAUCUCUGGAGCAGCACAGGUGUCACUCUGGCUCAUGUCCUCCCUGUAAGCAGCCCUGCCAGCGGCCGUUACCCGGCUGUGCCCACCUCUGCCCGGCCCCGUGUCAUGACCAGGUGCUGGUUAAAGCCGCUGACCGGGCUCUGCUGGCGGGUCCAUGGGAGCAACCCUCGACUCCUGCGUUUGUGCGCAUGGCUCUGCCGUGUCCGUCCUGCCUGGUGCCCAUACCGACAGCCUGUCUGGGAGAACAUGAGGUGAGUCCUGUUCCAUGUCACGCUCGCGGGCCGUUCUCCUGUGGCCGGCCAUGUGGACGAACUUUAGCUUGCAGUAACCAUAUGUGCAGUUUGGAGUGCCAUCAUGUGACCGCUGUGCCAGAUAAAACUAAGGCUGGUCAGGAGUGUGUCCAGUGUGAGGAGGGAUGUUCUAAGCCCCGCCCCUCAGGCUGCCCCCACCCGUGUGCCCUACCCUGUCACCAUGGCGACUGCCCGCCCUGUACGCUGAUGAUCCGCCAGCGCUGCCACUGCAAGAUGUCCAGCCUGUACAUCGAGUGUGUGAAAUUCACAUCUGCUGAUGAACAGAGCAAACAGCUGCUAACUUCCUGUCAAAACCAGUGUCCCAAACAGUUGCGGUGUGGGCAUCGCUGUAAGCUGGCGUGUCACGCGGGAGAAUGCGAUCAGAGCUGCAGUCAGCGGGUGAAGCUCAAGUGUCCCUGCAAGAGGAUUAAGAAGGAUUUCCCCUGUUCUCGAGUGCGGCUGGAGAAUGAGCUGCUCACGUGUGACGAGACGUGUCGAGAGCUGCAGAAGAAACACGCAGAGGCUUGUGCAGUAGAGGAAAGAGCCGCGCUGGAAGGAGAAAUGAGAAAACAGCAGGCUGAACUGGAGGCGUUUGAGAAACGACAGAAAGGACGAAGGAAGAAGAACAGGAAAGUCACAGAGGUGGAAACGGAGGAAGGGGCGUGGCAGAGAUAUAAGCUCCGCCUCCUGAUGCCCAUCUGUGGCAUCCUGUUGGCUGUAGCAGCAUUCUAUCUGCUGCAACUGACCAAUGAGGUGAUGGACGGAGAGAACGGACGGUAAACGUUCCUCAGCAGCGACGUGCAAACGUUUCCUGAAUGUGACGCUGAUUUCUUCAAGUUAUGCAAACUAAAACUCUUCUUUUUUUACCCAUAAAGGACACUUGUGUAGAUAAUUAUAACUCUAGCUAUAUACAUUUCUACAUCCGGUUUAGUCUUCAUUUCAAUAUUUGACAAUGAAAACUGUGAUUUUCUAAUAGUUUGUGCCUCACUUUUAUUAAAACUGUGAAGUUAAUUAAAGCGCCAUGAUUUUGUUUUCAUUAUUAAGAGAAAAUGAUUCUUCAUGACAUUUGUGUGAUGUAACCUUCUUUAAAAAUAAAGACUUUUGUUGGGUGACGUCA
This is a messenger RNA of Ctenopharyngodon idella (grass carp), 3121 nucleotides long. It is a transcript of the gene nfxl1, whose product is annotated as nuclear transcription factor, X-box binding-like 1. Gene Ontology annotation, biological process: regulation of DNA-templated transcription. The record is from RefSeq and is a predicted model, not a curated record. Lineage: Eukaryota; Metazoa; Chordata; Actinopteri; Cypriniformes; Xenocyprididae. Gene Ontology annotation, cellular component: nucleus. Gene Ontology annotation, molecular function: zinc ion binding; RNA polymerase II transcription regulatory region sequence-specific DNA binding; DNA-binding transcription factor activity, RNA polymerase II-specific. The transcript is spliced from 23 exons. The coding region runs from base 139 to 2784 and encodes 881 amino acids.